Molecule: messenger RNA, 1832 nt
Organism: Etheostoma spectabile (orangethroat darter)
Lineage: Eukaryota; Metazoa; Chordata; Actinopteri; Perciformes; Percidae
Product: spindlin-Z
Exons: 5
Coding region: 159-878 (239 amino acids)
Biological process (GO): gamete generation
Source: RefSeq, a predicted model, not a curated record
GAGUGCUCAGAGAGCUGCGAGUUCCUUCUGGUAUUUGUAGUCCACAAAUCAGAGUUGUUUCCGUGUGUCUAGCCUACGUGAGUUAGGUGGUGGAAUCUGCUCUGGAAAGACAAACACAUGUGAAAUAAUUGAUCAGGGUUGUGUGAAUUUAUGGAAACAUGUCAAAGAAACGGGGCAGGAAGCGUAGCAGUGGAGAGCUGAGCGAGAGCUCGGCGUCGACCCUGAGCCCGGACCCCGACAACCUGCUGGGCCGUAGGAUCCAGCACACAUGGAGGGAGAAGGGCAACGUGACCAAAUGGAAAGGCACCGUUCUGGAGCGCCUCACUAUGAACAGCUCCCUCUACAUGGUCAAAUAUGACGGCUUCGACUGCGUUUAUGGCAUCGAGCUCUUCAAAGACAAUCGGGUGUCCAACCUGCAGGUCUUAGCAGAGAAAGUCGUGAACAAUAAGAUUAAGGUGCCUCCCGGGGCGGAGGAGCUGGUCGGCCGGGCGGUGGAGCAUCUGUUUGAGAAGGAGGACGGUGAGAAAAACGAGUGGCGAGGCAUGGUGCUGUCCCGAGCCCCCAUCAUGACCCACUGGUACUACAUCACCUACGAGAAGGACCCGGUGCUCUACAUGUACCAGCUCUGGGACGACUACAAAGACGGCGAUCUACGUGUCCUGCCUGAAUCAGAGAACAAACACCUGCUGCCGGCUGACAGGAAGCCAGGUGAGGAGCCAGAGAGCCUCGUGGGUAAACAGGUGGAGUAUGUCACAGAUAACGGUCUGAAGAGGACGGGCUUGGUCAUCUACCAGGUCCCAGCCAAGCCCACGGUAUACUACAUCAAAUAUGACGAUGACGUCCACAUCCACGUCUACGAUCUGGUGAAGACCACCUAGAACUGACUGUUCGAUUCCACUGCCGCUGACGGCUCAUCUCUGACCCCACCAGUCGUUACCUGUGAAAGUGUUACUGAUUUUUCCUCCAGCGGGAGGCGAUGUGCCGAAGAGCAAAAGCCACGCCUUUUCUUUUUUUUGGGGGGGGGGGGCUCCCAGAGGCUUCCCUCACUCUCACAUCACCAGAUAUCUCGGUUUUUGAUUCUCAAGUUUUAAGUUGACCAUAUUGUAUAAAUGCGGGGUCCUCAUCCAUGUAAAUAAAGCAGGUCUGAGACCGGUUGUGUAGCCCAGCAGAUGAAAUGGAGCUAGACGGAUGUUUGGGUUAAAUCACACUUGUAUAGUGCAACUUUCAAACUCCAAAUUCAUACUUUUUGUAAGCAACACAUCCAACAAAUAAUUCAGCUUUCUUACCUAAUAUACCUCUGUGUUUCAUUUCACUUUUAUAUACGCCUGUGCUAUUUAUUUCUUCUGGAAUACCUGGCUGUGCCGCUGGUUAACAUUUUGACAGGACUUGUCAGCUGUGUUUUAUGCGUGUCACUGGGUAAUCCUCCAGUUUGUUGACUAUAGAAGUAAUAUUCAUCCCAGUGAAGCACCAUUUCGGUUGAAGUGUUUCAGGUUUGAUGAGACUUGGACAUCAUGGAUAUAAAACAUGAUGAAACAAGAUAUACAACAUUUCAUUUAUCAUAGUUCUGUUCUGUUUCAUCAUGUAAUCUGCAAGUUUUCUACAUUACGAUAAUAUAUAUGAAAAAUACUGAUGUUGUUUGAACUGUGUUUGUGCUACACACUAUUUAUGUAGUUCAAAUUGGCUCCCAAUAUUGUCUUUAUCAUUUGCCAAAAAGUGAAAUAUGAUAUAUUCCUGACUCAAUAUUGUUCAUUGUGACCCUAAAUAUGUUUUUCUUUCUGUAAAUAUAAUCGGAGACAUUUUUAUGAACGUAAAACUAAGCUGCUUGAAAAUUA